UUCUACAACAGACCGAGCACUAAACACAAAAACUAAUCAAAAGAAAAGAAGUAGGAAGGGGCAGAAACUGGAGAUAAAAGACAAAUCCAUGGGACACCAAGUUACAGGGAAUUAAAGUGUAUUAAUAAAAAUACACCAAAUACAAACAUGAAUCUCUUUUGGCAUCAUAACAGCUUUGAACUCAGUUCCCAGUCACAAAGUCUCUUUAAUGCUGGGAUGCACAAAGGACGCAGGACUUCAAUCAGCGGUUUAAAAUCAUGGGUGUAAGUUGGAGAAAAGAACAGCAAUUUUAAAAGAAUUGGUCUUCAAGGAACGAUAGGGCCCUGUUCCUCCAUAAAGAGGACACUCAGCGGGCCAAGAAACACAGAAGCCAUGCCAUGAACUUUGAAGAGGAGAUCCAGCACAUCCAGGACUUCCUCAAAUUCUGAGGUGCUGCCUCAACCUGCUGAGUUCCUUUAGUACAUUGCUCAAGAUUUCCAACACUAGCAGAAUGUCCUGUAUCUCUGUAUCUGUUGUUCUGGCUUAGAUGAUCGUAUAAUCUUCCUCCAAAACGUAUGAAUUGAUGUUUACUUGGGCCUGAACCAAUCCAAUGUGAGUUUCUCAAGUCCCGGCAAACCUUCGACCAGAGCGUGAUUUGGAUUUAAGUGAGGGAGAGCUGCGCAGCAUCAGCCUCACUCUCUCCUCUCAGUUCCCAUCUGGAUCCAGUGGCAAGACAGAGUCGAGACGGCUGGAGAUGGGACUAGGCGCAGUGGAUGACCAGGACGAUUAUGAUUGUGCCUGUUGGUUCAAGAACCAAAUGUUUGAAGCUUUGCACAAAUAAAGAAUUAAAACCAGGAACAUUAUCUGUGAUAUACUUCAUUUAAUUCAACUGGCAAUGAGAAGGACAUUGAAACAUCAAUCAAAGUCAUCCAUUUGCCACUCAGAUGUUUGAAGCUUAUUGUCCAUUCCAUCAUGAUAUGGAAACGUAAACGAUGUCUACACCGUUUCUGUUUAACCCUUGCCCUGAGUUGUGCCACCUGUUUAUUACUGAAGAUCUUUAUCAGAGAGGGCCUUAUGCUUAAUGAUAGCCGCCCUCCUACUAUCGGUGCUUGUGAUAAAAAGUUGGAAGUCUCCACAGAACUACCUUAUGAUGUGAACUGUACUGCGCUUUUGCAAGGGGACGGAAAUGCAUUCAAGAGAAGCCAAUUUUUAAAGGCACGGUAUAACGCUAUAAGGCACAAUGACUCUUAUUUUACUAACGUCAAAUACAAUUGUGAAAAUUUCAUAAGAAACAGGAAGUACAUCACACUUCCUCUCAGUGAAAAUGAGAAACUAUUUCCAAUUGCCUACUCCAUAGUCACUCAUGAGAAAGCUGACCAGUUUGAAAGAUUAUUGAGAACAAUCUUCGCACCACAGAAUAUUUACUGUGUGCAUAUCGAUGACAAAUCAUCCACUAACUUCAAAACUGCGAUCCGCAGCAUUGCAUCCUGUUUCCCAAACGUUUUUAUUGUGAAGAGAUUGGAGAAUAUUGUUUAUGGCUCUUGGUCCAGAGUUCAGGCAGACCUGAACUGCAUGGAGGAACUGCUGGCGAGACAUCUGACCUGGAGGUAUUUCAUCAACUUGUGUGGCAUGGAUUUUCCCAUCAAAACCAAUUCAGAGAUUGUCCACCAAUUACAGGUGUUGAAAGGAAGGAAUAGUUUAGAGUCUGAAGUAACUUCAGUGAAGAAGCAGAUGCGCUGGAAGUAUCAUUUUGAGGUGAUCAAUGGCAAAAUAUUAAAGACAAAUAAGCUCAAGCAAUCACCUUUCACCACUAUAUUCUCAGGUAGUGCCUACAUGGUGGUUAGUAGAGCAUUUGUUGAACACAUCUUCAAAGACCCAAAGGCAAAGCAAUUAAUGGAAUGGUCAAAAGAUACAUAUAGUCCUGAUGAGUUCAUCUGGGCCACUCUGCAGAGGAUGCCUGGUGUCCCUGGUUCUGAGCCCUCACAUCCCAAGUAUGAUGUAAGUGACAUGAGGUCAGUAGCCAGGUUGGUGAAGUGGAAAUAUUUUGAAGGCGAUGUGAGGCAAGGGAAGCCCUACCCAUGGUGCACUGGUUCCCAUCGAAGGUCAGUCUGUAUUUAUGGAGUGGGCGACCUCAGCUGGCUACUUCAACAACAUCAUCUGUUUGCAAAUAAAUUUGAUGUUGAUAUGGAUCCUAUAGCCCUCGAUUGCCUGGAGCAGCAUAUUCGACAGAGAACUCUGCUGGGCUGUACCCCAUAAAGUUUUGUCAUGGAGUCAAAGGGCAGGGAAACAGGCCCUUCAAUCACCACGCCACGCCAACCAUCAAGUGGCCCUUUACACUAUUACUACGCUAGCUUUAUUACAUCCUCCCUGAUUCCGAUCAACUCACCCAGCCCCAGACGCUACCGCUCCACUCUACACUAGGUGCAACUUACAGUGGUCAAUUAACCCAUUGACCACCAUGUCUUUGGAUGUGAUAGAAAAUCGGAGCGAUCAGAAAACACAGCCGGUCAUAGGGAGAACAUACAAAUCCCACACAAAUAGUGCCAGAAGUCAGGAUUGAACUUGAAAUGCUGGAUCUGUGUAGUUGCUGCUCCACUGCCUGCAGUAAUGUGCCACUUGCUAGUGACACCACUUGGAGUUUUUAUUACUUUUAAGCCCAGGAAGUACCUUCAAACCGGAUCUACAAAAUAACUUACAAACUAAACUCCUUGCAAAGUGGGAUUGUUAUGUAGCCAUGUAGUUACUACAGGAUACUGGAACAGUGCAUUUUAAAUUGUGAACCUGUAUUACGUCACACAGUCCAGACGCAAACACCCUUCACUCAAUCUAGAAAUGUCAGCAGCUGCAAUAAUUUCAUCCUGUUCUCAUUUUGACCCCUGGACCUUUGGCUUCCUACACAGUUCCAACAAAACUCAAUGACUCAUCUCAUGUGACUGGGCACUACAGAACUCUGGACUUAACACAGACUUAAUACAACUUCUGUAUCUUUGCUGACCAGGGAUUUGAUGGAGGUACCAUCCUUGAUAUUGCUUCAGCACUGUUCUGGGUUUCUAUCAGUGGGACAAGCAAACGCCAAAUGGAAUGUAAAAGGAAUAAAGGUAUUUCACGAACUGUAUCAAUAUCUGAAAAUAUCAGAGAAGGAGAAAUAAAUAUCAAAAAGGAAGCAUAAGGAAUAGCACAAAAGCAUUGCAAGUGGAAACAGAAAAUAUGAGUCCUUUAUGUAGAAAGACUAAAUUGACUGGUAUUUUAAUUAAUAAGUAUCUACUUCGGAGGAAACGUUACAGGAACUGUGUUGCAAUCAAUGUUACUUUGGUAAUUAAUUUAAUCUGUUAGUGAUCAGUGCUGUUAACAAUGAUUUGAACAUUAAUAAAGAAAUAUUGUUUCAAUAAUCGGAAAGAAAUGGUUAAUGUGUUCAUUCAGUAGUUUCUACAGAUACUGAUGAAUGCUGGUGACAUAACUGUGAACAUAUACAAAACUCUUCUUAUAAUCUAGUUUUGAUUAUUAAAGUUAUGCAUCAGUUUCUUUUGGGUGUUAUUU
This is a messenger RNA of Mobula hypostoma (lesser devil ray), 3516 nucleotides long. RefSeq names its product beta-1,3-galactosyl-O-glycosyl-glycoprotein beta-1,6-N-acetylglucosaminyltransferase-like. The record is from RefSeq and is a predicted model, not a curated record. Gene Ontology annotation, molecular function: beta-1,3-galactosyl-O-glycosyl-glycoprotein beta-1,6-N-acetylglucosaminyltransferase activity. The transcript is spliced from 5 exons. Bases 952 to 2235 code for a protein of 427 amino acids. Lineage: Eukaryota; Metazoa; Chordata; Chondrichthyes; Myliobatiformes; Myliobatidae. Gene Ontology annotation, cellular component: membrane.